This is a messenger RNA of Hemibagrus wyckioides, 7728 nucleotides long. Its product is annotated as matrix-remodeling-associated protein 5. Lineage: Eukaryota; Metazoa; Chordata; Actinopteri; Siluriformes; Bagridae. The transcript has 7 exons. Gene Ontology annotation, molecular function: protein binding. Bases 247 to 7080 code for a protein of 2277 amino acids. The record is from RefSeq and is a predicted model, not a curated record.
GAGUUAAGCAUUUAUCCAGAUGUGGAAGGCUUGGACUUCAGGAGGCAGGGUCCGAAAGUCUUCAGCUAACACAUCACAUCAAACACACACUUGCACACACACAGACAGAUACAGCGAGCACGUCCUGCUUGGUUAAGAACAAGAAGAAACAAGGAAAGACAACGUGGCCUCUCACUGUGUACACGCUAGCAGCCAAUUUUUUUCUCAACCACAAAUCUCAAGUUUGGAGGAUGGCAUGAAAGAGACAUGGCUCCUUUGGGUGUCUCUGCUCCCUGGCUGAAGGCAGCAUUGUAUCUGCUGCUCCUUAUUUUGCCUGCUUGUGUGUGUGUGUGCCCGAGGUCUUGCAGUUGCCCCAACCCCAAAGAGGUACACUGUACCUUUCGCCAUCUCCCAUCUCUCCCACGCAACGUGCCCAAGGACACAGAGAGAUUCAAUCUGGGCUAUAAUAGCAUUGCAGCUGUGGGGACUUCGGAUUUUGGACAUCUGCGCCAGCUUGAGAUGCUUAUGCUACAUGGGAAUGAGAUCCACACUGUGGCUUCAGGAUCUUUUUACCAAUUACGUUCUCUCCAGAUAUUGAAGCUGAGCUACAACAAGCUAACAAGAAUAGAUCCCAGCAUGUUUGAGGGCCUGACAAGCCUGGUCCGCCUUCACCUAGACCACAACUUAAUACAUUUUAUUGAGCCUUUCUCCUUUAACGGUUUAACAUCACUGAAGUUGCUUCAGCUGGAGAGCAACAAGUUGCAGGACCUUCACCCACACUCAUUCACCACCCUCUCACUUCUGGGGACAUUCUGGGGCUCAGGCCUACGGCAUCUUUACCUAGCAGACAACCAGCUAGAGUACUUGCUGCCUGGUACUUUUCGGCACCUAAGCAAACUAGAAGUCCUCUCUCUGCAUAACAAUCCCUGGACUUGUGACUGUCAGCUCCACUGGCUUUUAGAAUGGGAAAAGAAACAUGAGGGAGUGAUUAAGUGCAAGAAGGACAGAGAUUCUGCCUCCAGUGAGACUUGUGCUGUUUGUGCCUCACCACAACCUCUCAACAACAGCCAGAUUUUCCAGCUUUCAGUGCAGAAACUGUCCUGUGACAGGCCUUCUCUACAGUCCCCACUGAAAGUGGGUGAGUAUAGUGCAUUGGAGGACCAGGAGCCAGACCUCCCUUACACAAAGGACUUGGAGCAUCCACUGGGCCACCUGGCCUUCACGUUGUCUGACAGCCAUGGGAACAGGGCCCAUGUGGCCUGUGAUGUAAAUCAUCCUGUUGAAGGAACCUCCAUGGUAUGGGAAAAGCUAAAGAGGUCAGACGAGGUGGCAGUUAAUGUGACCUUACUAACCCUGCUUGAGUGUGAGAUUGACAGGGAUGCUCUCCAGAACCUGUGGAGACUUGUUGCAUACUACUAUGAAAGUCCAGCUGUCUUGGAGCGAGGAGCAAGGCAUGAGAAUACUUCAAAGGUGACCUUCCAGUACUCCCAGGUCACAAGUGAGGACUCCCCUUACUUUACUGAACUCAAAGGACAUUUAAUGGCUGAACCAGCCUGGUUGUUGCAACCCAAGGUUACUAUUCAGUUGAACAGGCGCAAAACAACAACAAAAAAACUGGUAAUGAACUUCUCAACAUUUAUAUCAAAGGAGAUCAGUGGAAGAGGAGAACAAGAUGAUACAGUCACUUCAUGGGCUUUGAUUCCAAGAGGAACUUCAGAGAGGAUUCAAAUAGUGUUGGAGCACUCUGAGGCUAUUCUUAACUGUAAUAUACUGAGUUCGGGGCAACUGUUUGUUGAGUGGAUGCUUCCAGACCUAACUACUUUAGACAAAACCGAUUCCCAAAGAAUUACAUCAGACCAUAACAGACUAGUCAUCAAAAACACAAGCCUGACAGACACUGGGAUCUAUCACUGUUUUGUGCGUACUGAGACAGAAGUAGACAUGGUUUCAUAUAGGCUUAUGGUUAGGGAACGUCUCCUUAGUCCUAGCGACUUAAAUGGAAAGAAAAUGUCUGUGGAGAAUGGAGAAUCCCUCAGUCUUCCCUGUUCGGUUACUUCACCAAACCCAAUUGAAACAAGAUGGCUCCUACCAAAUCAUCAGUUUCUAAAGGCAUCAAAUGCAUUGGGACGAAUCUAUGUGUCACAAAAUAACACGCUGAUCAUAGAACAAGUGAAGAAUGAAGAUGCUGGGGAAUACAGUUGCUUAGCGGCUAACCUUCAUGGGGCAGACAUGUUGUCUCAUUUGGUAGUUGUAACAGGUGAAAAAGAGGAAGACCUCACAGAUGUUAAUGUGAUUAGGGGUGAAUCAGUGUAUGACAAGGAGGAUGCAGAGGGUUCAGGAUACCAAGAAAUCAAACAGUUGGCUGUUACUCAAACACCACACAGGGUACUUGGAAAAGAUAGGAGUAAAGGUGGACUUUAUCGACAGGGCUUUAGAGGAAAAAAGAUCAAUGAGAAAGGGAGGAAACCAAAUAAAUCUGUCAAACAGCUUGACCCAGGCCGUUGGGCAGAAAUGUUAGCAAAAGCCAAUGCUAAAGCCUCAACUAUGCAACCAGGAAAAAUUAUGACAACAGUGGCAGCUACAACGACAACCCCUACAACUAUAUCCACCACGAUUACAACCACUACGACUACAACCACUGCGACUACAACAACUACGACUACAACUGCUCCUGUCACUCACUCUUUUACUACCAGCGCUACUACUAGUAGUCUUAUAAAUGAUUUCACAUCUAAGCAGCUGGUACAGUCCCGUAAUAGAAAGCCUAUAGACCGCAGUUCACUGCAGAGAACCCAACAUCUGGAUCGAAAGUCUGAUGAUUCAAACAUUACAAAAAUGGCUUCAAUAAAUCUUUACCCAAACACAUUAUCUCCUAUUCACUCAAACUUGCAACCUGUGACACAAACUGAGAAACAGAUUGAAAGGCAAAUAUUAGAGGAGAAAAGAAGGGUAAAUAAUCACAUCCCCAACCCUAGAAGAAGACCACCAUACAGAAGAAGACCUCAAUCAAGAAGGUUACGUACACAGAGACCUACGCCCCCCCCACCAACCACAACAGAAGUACCAUUUACAACUUUAUUAACUACAAAAGCUCCAGAAUCUUUUAUCACCACAGACACUCGCCUUAAAACUCUGAAUACGAAACCAGGAAGAAAGCCACUCACAGGUUCAGAUAUUUCAAGUGCACCUGACCCUAAAAUCAAAGACACUUUACGGCUAAAAGAGAAGGCUCAAGGUAACAAAAAAUCUGCAUCUGCAAAAGAAGGAAAACUUACAGUUACAACUGCUGAGCCCCAGGUCAUGCUAGCACCAACACACGAUACGUUGCAUCACAAAAACUCUGAGGUUAUUAAGUGGAGUAAUGGCACAAAAAAUGAAGAAAGUGAUAAACAAAAGAUUACAAGUACAAUUUCUCCUACUAUUCAAAUCACUAACAUUAAACCUCCCAUACCUCAUAAAGAACCACUAACCACAGAGAAACCAGCCCUGUCAAAUAACAUUAAACACAGGGUGGAUAACUCAAUGAACAGACAUGAAAGUCCUGGUUUGCCUGUCCACCCCUGGUUAGUUCAGAGAAAUAAACAAAUCUCAGUUACACCAUGGCCUUAUACCACUUCUCCCUUAGGGACCUAUACCAACCGCAUCCCAGUCUGGCCCAGAGUUCAUGGAUCAAAGCACCACUCUUCACCUGACAGAUCCUUGCAUUUAUUGCGUACAAGCGGAAGGAAUACAGGGUUCACGAAUCGACCUGAAAUCACAGCACAAACAGCAAACCCCACACCUUACAUACCGUGGUCAGCAGUAACCCCCUUUCCCAAAUUUGUAGCACCACAUGAUAGCUCAUCCCAAAUAAGGGACUACUUCCUCUUCAACAGGCUUCGAAACAGAUACCGACAAUCCCAGCUUGAUGCCCACCGCUUAGCCCAGUCAGGAAAGCUAGUUACUCCCAAACCACGAAUUUACCAGCCCACCCCAAAACUACAUCCAUUUCCAAACGUUCCAAACAUCUACAAGCCUGUGACACCCCAUUCUAUUAUAGCAACUACUAGUAAUCCAUACACCACAGCCAGCAUACUAUAUGGUAGUCGCUGGCACUACAGUAACUUUGGACCAAAGAAACUAAGCACUGAUCUGCCCUUUCCAAACUUGAUGGGGAGUGGUGUGAAACCCAGAAUAAUGACACUUGACUCAGCUACUGUGUCUGCACUGGCAGAAACAAAUGUUCUUCUGCGCUGUCAGGCAUCAGGAGACCCCAAGCCUGUUAUUUCCUGGACAAAAGUCUCAACAGGUGCUACAAUUCAAGCCAGCACCAAACAUGGACAACGAUUUGAAGUUCUUCCAAACGGUUCCUUUAUUAUAAAGAAUGUACAACUGCAGGACAGAGGUCAGUACCUUUGUACUGCACAGAACAAAUUUGGCUCGGAUCGCAUGGUGGUCACUCUUACUGUACAGACAGAACCUCCAAAAAUAGAGGGCCCCAAAUACAGAGAUGUUUCUGUCUACUUGGGAAAACCAAUCAGCUUGGACUGCAUCGCAGCAGGCAAGCCUCUAGCUCAGGUGUCCUGGAUUCUUCCAGACAGAACCAUUGUGCGGGAGUCGAUGCCUCUUGAUAGACCUAUGUUACUUUUUCCUAAUGGAACACUCAGCAUUCACUCAGCAAACUUUUCCCUUAAGGGCAACUACAAGUGUAUCGCUAGUAAUGCAGCAGGUGCUGACACUCUGACCUAUCAGCUACAUGUUGCUGCAUUGCCACCAGCAAUUAAAGAAGAGUCCUUUGAGAGUAUACAUAUUAACACUGGAAAAAGUAUCUAUGUACACUGCACAGCUAAAGGAGAACCUGAGCCUCUUCUUAAGUGGGUUCUUCCUGAUGGUUCGCAACUGAAACCUACACAGUAUAUUGGGAGGCGUCUCUUCGUAUUCCCCAAUGGCACACUCUACAUCAAAAGUAUCAUUCCUGUGGAUGCUGGAAGAUAUGAAUGUUCAGCCACAAACAUGGUUGGGUUUGUUCAGAGAGUGGUAAAGCUGGAUAUCAAGCAAGAGUCACCAGGUCCUUGGAAAGGUCCAUCUCAGCAUCAUAGUGUUUCAGCCUUGUACGGCUCCACAGUGUUUCUACACUGUCCUGAGUCAGCUGACUACCACAGAGGUACGGUUUGGAGGCUGCCAUCUAGAACACUGUUGGAACAUCAUUACAGUCCUCACAGACACAUCAAUGCUUUCUCUAAUGGCACACUCAGGAUACUGCAACUGACUGAAAAAGAUCAAGGAAUUUACUUGUGCAUGUAUCAAAGGCCCAACGGAGAGGAUAUGGAACUGUUUGAACUUGAGGUCCUUAUGAAGCCACCUAAAAUAGAAAACAUGGGCAGUCAACAAAAGAGAGUUACAAAUGGAGAUAACUUCCUUGUGGAUUGUGUAGCUUCAGGUCUUCCAGAUCCUGAAGUGACUUGGAGUCUCCCCGAUGGCACAAUGAUAAACAAUGCUCUCCAAUCAGAUGACAGUGGAACCCGCAGUCGUCGCUAUAUCAUAUUUGACAAUGGAACACUCUUGUUGCCACAUAUGGGAAAAAGCGAUGAGGGUGAUUACACAUGCUACGCAAAGAACACACUUGGAGAGGAUGCAAUGAAAGUGAAUGUCCAAGUUGUCCAAAAUUCACCCCGAAUUUCCUCCAAAGACCAGGUGUCUCUCCAUUUUCCACUUGGCCAAUCAGCGCAGCUGAAGUGUGAUGCUACUGGUGAACCUCCACCUACUAUUAUCUGGAUUUCACCAAAGAAUGAAAUGAUCACUUUAUCUUCAGUCAAAUACCAGAUUCUCAAAGAUGGAACGCUGAUCAUUAAUAAGGUCACUUUGGCAGACCAGGGAAAGUACACUUGUGUCGCAAGGAACUCAGCUGGUGAUGACAUUAAGAACGUGAAGCUCCAAGUAGAGGUCAGCGAACCAUAUAUCAAUGGGAAAAGUGGACGAACUGACAGUAGAGUUUUGGGAGUGUCCUAUCAGACUGUGCUGAUGCACUGCAAAGCCGAGGGCAUGCCCGAACCCCAGAUAACAUGGAUGACAUCUUUUGGUAUGUCCCUGCCUACACCUUAUGUUGGAGGCAGAUUCCAAGUCCAUAAGAAUGGUACUCUUGAAUUGCGUGGCAUCCGGAAAACUGAUGAAGGUAAGUUUCUGUGUGUGGCCAGAAAUUACCUGGGGGAGGCCAGCCUAGCAAUUGACCUUGAAGUUGCAACACUUGCUGAAAAACCAAGCUUCCUUGUUCCAAAUAUCGAGGUGUUAUCCCUCAAACCUGAUGGAGAUGACAUCAUUUUACAGUGCCAGGCUAUGGGAAAACCAAAGCCAGAGUUUGUCUGGAUUCUUCCCAACAGCACAGUGCUGGUUCCAGGAAUGAAACUUAAAAGGUUUACUCACUCCUCGGAAAAUGGCAGUUUGCAUAUUAUUCAGCCAGUGCUCAAUGACAAAGGUGUUUAUCGUUGCCUGGCAAAAAAUGCUGCAGGACAAGCAGAAAAGCGUUAUGCUUUAGAACCUGGAAGGAAGCCUCAAAUCCGAGGUACAUCUACACCUAUGAAGAUUUCAUUUGGACAGACACUAAACAUGCCAUGCACAGUGGAAGGCUGGCCCCAAGCAACCAUCACAUGGACUCUUCCAAAUGGUAUGAUAUUGGACAGGCCUCAGGUUAUUGGACGAGUCACCUUUGUAUCAAAUGGAACCCUUCAGCUUAGAGAAGCUGCAAAAUCUGAUAGAGGUACUUACAUUUGCAAAGCCACUAACACAUUUGGAUCAUCAACACUGUCUUAUCCUGUGACUAUUAUGGUACUUCCGCCACAGAUAACAAAUGCACCUCCAUCUAUAAUAAGAGUUACAAAGGGCUCUCCAGUGACACUAAAAUGCAUUGCUACUGGAACUCCUAAACCAGAUAUUUCAUGGACUCUGCCUGGACGGACCACACUUGUGCCCAAUAAUCGCUUCACCACAUUGGGUGGGAUUUACAUGACAGAAGAUGGUAGUUUGGUCAUACAGGAUCCCAGUUUAAUGAACUCUGGAAUUUAUAAGUGUAAUGCCAAAAAUGCUUUGGGAAUGGACUUCAAAGCAACAUACCUUCAAGUGAACUGAACAUGUGAAGGAGAGAAACUAUGUGGUAAACUGAAGCAAAACAUUUUUAAGACAUGGACGCUAUAUUCUUGUAAACCAGUGUAAAUAGAAAGCUGCAUUUAAUGUUCAUGGAAAAAAUCCAGCAAUUCAGAAAUGGGAAAUAUUUCUUUCUUCUUCACAAGACUAACAAGUAUUGUUGCAGCCUUGUGUUGGGAAAUAACACAUUAAUGUUCAGGAGAACCCAUGGCAUUAUUUUUUAAAUGUUUUUGUACUUAAUUUAUAGAAAUAUUGGUUUGUAAAUAAAAUUAUACAUCCACCUCUUAGAUUCUUAUACAUCAAAGUUUUGGAAAUUAAAAAACAAUCAUAAAUGUAUAUUUUUAUAUGCCGCAAUAGAUUUCAUUUGAAUCUUUUAUACUGCUUGUAUGCAUUGUAAAUGUAUGUCUAACAAACAGUCCCAGGAUGUAAACCAUCUACAACAACACGGCCUUUCACUAUUGGAGUAGAAAGGGAGCCUUGUAAGCACAAACAUUAGCAUUGUUCUAACAGUUUUACCAACAAUGACUGACAUACAAGCAGCCGAUUCUGUAACAGAAUUACUGGUACUGUCAAAAAGAAAAGUUUUUGGACGGGCACGUUUUUGAGAAACCAUAAAGUAAUAAAUUGAGUGUA